GACUCUAUCAUUCAAAUCCACCAAGACCCUCUUCAUGAACAGAUAGACUUCACGACAACUCCUCCCUUCGCAUUCUCUAAGCCUCUCUGGGGUCUUCAAAUGGUGACUUGAGCACUCAAAGCCUCCCUCGGUACAAAAUGUCGAGCUCGGGAGCUCAAGGGGACGAGCAUACGUCACAUCGCAUACAGGCCAUCCUUGACGAAGUGAUCUCUGUGUCCAGCGGAUUCCCUACCGAUGAAAUCUCGUCCGUAUACAAGUUUCUCAUGUCAUCCUCUGGAGGCUCCGCUUCUGGCCGACACUGGUACUGCGAUCGGGUCAAAACCGAACUGCAUCGUGAGGCAGCUACCUUCCUACUCUACAUCAUCGCGAAUAAACGCAAGGAUGAAGCGGCGGUAUUUAUGGAUGCCUUGGAGGAGAUUCUCAGAUCAUGCGAAGCUUGCUCCAGGCGGUUCAGUGGGGUCAGACGAAGAUUUCAGCAAAGAUAUCUAUCCCAGCGCACCUCUGAAGCCCAAUCUAGAUUCUUCACCGUCGUCGAUAGAUGGGAGGCGGAGUUUAUACUCAACGAAAUGCCUCAAUCGUCUCAGAUACAAGGCACUUCAAAGUCUAUCUCUCUGCUCAGCCAACCCAUGCUGCAGCUCUUGUUUGGUCAGCCAUCCUUGCUCAAGGUCGAAGCUGUUGGAGCACUCGUUGCUUCGGAGAGACUACCCAAAGAUAAGUUGUCGGGACUGGCUUCCCUGGGUAUAACGCCUGUGCUUGUCCAUUUGCUAUGCUCUUCGUCGCCCGAAACGAGGUCAUGGGCUGGGACUUGCCUAGCCCUCACAAGCCAACAUCCGCUGUCGUUGGAUGAUUGGAAGGGGACAGCCAUCGCGGAGGAAAUCCAGAAGCUAAUCGACGACAAGCCAGAUGCGAGUACGGAUAUGGGUUGGACUGCAUUGCUGGAUAUCCUCAGGUCUGGCUCCCUCAGCCGUAAUGCUCUUAGAGAAGGCUUGCUGUCGUCACCUUCGAGUCUGUCAUCAGGCGAUUCAUUUCUGCGUACAUUGUCAAAGCGGCUGGCUCAGGCAUCAGCUCUGCUGCCCAAGCUGGACGUUCUCAAGAUGUUGUUGCAACUGUGUCCAGCCAAAGAUUUAUGGUCCAACGACUUGUCUCUGCCGAGUAUCCUUUUUUCGGACAUUACCCCAAAUAAUGCCUUUCGCCAGUUGCUUACGACAUUUCGUGCGGCAGGAGACGUGGAUGCCAAUAGUGCGGCCAACGGUAAAGGCAAGGCCCGCGAGGUGGAGGAGACCACCGUGGGACCUCUUGCUUGGAUACCAGACUUCGUCCUCUCGUUACUGGCACUCCAGCGGAACGUCAACGACAAAGAUCACAGUGCUGCUUUCUCUGAGCUCCUGCCCAAGGUUGCAGCAUUCUGCUUUCAGGAUCUUCAAGCUGCCAAAUACGAGAUCAAUGUGAGAUCGCUCGCAGCUCGGACCGGCAUCAAGAUGCUCAUCGAUUUGGAGCGACGGCUAGGUCGAGACGACGAGAACUCGGAGCGGAGCUUGGACCGAGAUGACGAGAGCCCAGCGCGGAAGAGCUUGCGUCGGGUUCUUGAUGAACAAGCCAAGUUCAUCACUGCCAGUGCAUUCGACGGCACUGAUCAAUCAUCGGAGACGCAAGUUGUGGCUAGACAAUUGAUCCAGAUCUGUUUCCGCUACGACUGCAAAGACAUCAUUGAGACCACUUUGGGUCUGGCUAUCAUUGUGACCAAAGAAAUGAGGCGGCAGAAGCAAGCAAGGAGGGCAGCAGAGAAUGGAAACGCGAUCCCGGCUCCAGUUGUCGCUUCUCAUCUGCACAGAGUCAAGAUCAGCGAUCGAUUAUGGUCAGAAACCUACCAGCAGGUCAACAUAUCGAGCCCGGACAACUUGGCACUACUAUUCGCCAGUGUCGCCCAGUGCGCUCACAUAGAUAAGCUCGAUCGCUCAGGAUCAUGGGGCUACGACGCGCUGCGACUGGGAGCAGCGGUGGGUAGGGACGAUUAUCGCGACGCCAAGCAUUCAAUCAAUACGGCGAUCAAAAUCUCUCGAGACGAGUUCCCAAGACUGUUGGAGUCUGUAGCGGUGUCGUGGAGCGAUAGUCGGCAGGCGUCUUUCUGGAAAUCGGAUGAAGUUUGUCGGGCCGGAAUCAUACUGCUUUUGUCACCAGUUGAAGACAUUCAUAACGCCACAAGCAAUCUCCUCCAACAAUUCUUCCCGGAAUCCGACGUCCGAAGCGAUUACUUUCGUGCUCUUCUGCGCCAUAAUCCGAUAGCAUCCAUCGAUGGUUUGAUACAGUUCUUGGACACCUUUGUACAGACCGGUUCUUUGACUCAAGAAUCCUGCUCCCUCUCCAAAUGGCUUGUGCGCUGUUUCACGGACAUUCUCGAAGUUCUCUGUGGUCACGCUGGCGAUGAUGGUCCCCUUCUCCAAUCGAGCGAUUUCAUCAAUACGCAAUCGUUAGGGCAAUCAGCACGACGCAAAGUGCACGAGCUUUGGGAUCGAAUGUGUAAUGCUCUUUGUGUCAUCUUCAAGCGUACGCCUUCAUGGGCCGACUUUUAUGAUAGGGAAUUUAUGGUGGACUGGAUGCGAGAUGCCUUGAUCUUCGGGCGUCAAAUCGCGGACUAUUUCCGGUCCUUUGAAGCGGCUGCCUCUGACAACACGGAACAUGCCUCACGAGGUCCAUCGCCGGCGAAAGCCACACGAAGCGGCACCGAGCUCAUCCAGAUGCUUCAACCAGUCUUGAGAGACUUGACAACUUGGCUUCGCUUAAAUGACAAGGAAACCCUCUAUCAGGCAUUCGAGCUCAUCAGAACCAUAUUGGGCAGGAUCGAACAGACUAAUCCUGAUUUAGGCAAGGCUCCGAUCCUUGAGAAUGCCUUGAAAGAAUUGGACCGAUUCAGUCGCCGGGACGGCAAAUCAUACGACAACAAGGCAUUGGAUGAGAGUCAGCUUUCAGAGCUUGCCGCGAUGAUCCAGCCCUUCCAUCUGGUCUUUGACGUGGACGACGACGAUACUGGGGAUACGGGAAUUACACCGCAGCCCGGUAGCAGUUCCCCAGUGGUCGUCGUGGAGCCGCCGCUGAAGCCACCCAGCAAAGAUGCAUUCGCUAUCAUGAUGAAACAGUCGUCUCAGGGCAAGCCUGCGAAAACGAGUGAAAUGGCGCCGGCCAAGAGACCCGAGGUGGUGGAAAUUCAAGAUGACUCUGACGAAUUCGGUGACGAUGAUUUCUUGGAAGAGCUACCUGAGGAGGCUCUGCAGGCCAUGGAGCGUAAGGCUGCCGCAUCGACUGGCAGUCGGACAGGCUCUGUCGCCUCUUCAUCUUCCGCUGCGGUCACAAAGACCUCCUCCAAUCAGUCAGUUUUGCGCUUUCCUACGACUUUGGGCCAGACCCCGCGGCCACUUGGAAAUCAGAUCAGCGGACCUAACAUGACCGGAUCAAGGCCGCCGGCCCAGAAGCUCAAUAUGCACGUUGGUUCCUCGCUCGCCGGUCCACCGAAAAAGUCGAGCUUCAAAUCGCAAUUCAUGCGGGAUAUGCAGGCAGAGCACAAGUUGGCGUCCGCGGAACGUAAGCGCCAGAUCGGUGGGAUCGUGAAGAAAGUCCCGGCUGCGUCCAAACUUGGCUCUGGGCUCGGAGCGUACACUGGAGCUCGAAAACCGGUCUCAAAGCCAACUGUCGACGACGACACGUCCUCUGAUUCAUCGCAAUCGGACGACGAAGCGGGACUCGGCGCUCUGUUGAACAAGCAGAGGGAUACACCUAAGAAGCCGGGCCGCGUCCUGGUCGAGAGGCGGCCUUUGAAGACUAUCCAGACCAUUCAGAUUCCGAGCUACCAAGAUGCAAGGGAACGACAGCGUGCUGAGCAACACGCGAUGCGUCAGCGUCUGAAGCCUGAUCUCACACGACUUGACCGGUAUAUUCUUGCUUGGAAUCCUGAAUAUACCGGAGAGGACGCCCCGCAUCCUCCUGCCUCCAUGAAAGACCUGGCCAAAUUAACAGCAGUCCCCACGACAUUCCCGGCGGGAGUCAAUUCAUAUCAAGCCAUUAUGCGAUCGCUGUUCCUUCAAGAGCUGUGGGCUCAGUUCAAGCAGGAGAAGCCGUCGGCGCCUCCCAUCCCAACGGAAAUCAGCAUGAGAUCGUACGAAGAUGAAUUCAUCGAUAUAGAGCUCUCUGUUCAGGGUCGAGUACCGGAAGGGUUCUUUAUCAGUGAAUUGAAUCUGGUAAUACUGCAGCGACCACAGUGCAAGUCGAUCAUCGCCAAGGUUCAGGAUUUCAAACGCCGAUCCAAAGACACCAUGUUCAAAGUCAGGAUUUUGGGAUCCAUGGAUCAAAAAGAACUGCAUAUCAAGAGCAAGUGGUUUGUCCAAAAACACAUGUCUCUCAGUACGGCUCUCCGCGAGUUCGGGGCUUUGCAAGGUCUGCCAUAUUAUGGAGAUCCCUUACUUUUAGACAUCCUUCAGGCCAGAAGUGCGACCAUGCCCUAUCUCUCUGAAAGGGAUAUUGCAGAUGCUCAAAAAACUUACAACUUGAACGAACCCCAGGCUCGGGCGGUUCUUGGAGCGCUGGACGUCAAUGGCCUCGCUCUCAUUCAAGGUCCCCCUGGAACCGGGAAAACGAAGACGAUCAGUGGUCUCGUCGGCAAAUGGAUGUCUGAACGACCCGCGCUGAUAUCAACGGAUCCUGGAGAGAGGAAACCACCAAAAUCUAAGCUUUUGAUCUGUGCACCGUCCAACGCAGCCAUUGAUGAAGUGUGCAAGCGUCUCAUCGAUGGAGUGCCUGGACCGAAUGGAAGGCGACAUCAGCCAAAUGUAGUACGAAUAGGUAUUGACACUUCCGUCAACAUGGCGAUCAAGGACGUCUCCUUGGAUAGUCUCGUCGAGAAGCAGGUCACGGCUUCGACAGCGGCCAAUGGGGGUGGCGGUACGGAGUAUGGUCGAUUACAAGCUGAACUGGAGGCUGUCAAGGUUUUUUUGCAGCAGAUCCAGAAAAAGGUCGAUAUUGCCCCUGAGAACGAGAAAAAAGCUCUCGAGAAUGAGAAGCACGCUCUCAUGCACCAGCGGACGACAUUGGGUCACCAGCUCUCGAGAGCGAAGGAUGCAGCCAGAGACGCCACCAGACAUCUUGAGGGUGCAAGGCGUGCUGCUCGGGAUGAUAUUUUGAGCAAAGCCGACAUCAUUUGCUCUACUUUGUCGGGAGCAGGUCAUGACAGUCUCGCUCCUUACGCCUUUGAGACCGUCAUCAUUGAUGAGGCUGCCCAGGCUAUCGAACUGAGCUGCUUGAUCCCGUUGCGCUACGGUUGUAAGCGGUGUAUCAUGGUAGGAGAUCCCAAUCAAUUGCCUCCGACAACAAUCUCUCAAGACGUAGAAAAGUUCCACUACAACGAGAGUCUUUUCGUCCGGAUGGUCAAGCAAUCGUCGAAGAACGUGCAAUUGCUCAGCAUUCAAUAUCGAAUGCAUCCGUUCAUAUCAGAACUCCCAUCAAGAGUUUUCUACGAUGGCAAACUGCAGGAUGGUCCGAAUAUGGCAAAGAAGACUGCAGCCGUCUGGCACGAAAGGAACGUGUACGGUCCUUACCGUUUCUUCAACGUCGAGGGUGACGAAAUACGUGUUGGCACAUCGACGAAGAAUACUGCCGAGGCCCUUGCCGCUGUCGAUCUAUACCGAGGUCUUGAGGAAUCCUUCGGAAGCAAGAUCAACCUCGCUCUGCGCAUUGGAGUGAUCACGAUGUAUAGGGAGCAACUGAACGAGAUGAAGAGCAAAUUCAGGAUAGCCUAUGGCGGGGAUAUAGAGCAGAAGAUCGAGUUCAACACUGUUGAUGGAUUUCAAGGACAAGAAAAGGACAUCAUCAUCCUAUCUUGUGUGCGAUCUGGAGCAUCACUCCCGAGCAUCGGGUUCUUGAAAGAUCCUAGACGAAUGAACGUUGCUUUGACCCGUGCAAAGAGCUCUCUCUUCAUUCUAGGGAAUGGCGCCACGUUGGAACGGAGCGAUCAGCGAUGGAACACAAUCAUUUCUGACGCGCGAGAUCGGGGAUUCUUCGUCAAUUACACCUCCGCCACUUUCGCGCCUGCUCCUGCCCCUGCGUUACAUACAAACGUUUCUGGCACACGCAAAGAGAAGACGAAGCUCAAGCGCACCGCCAGCGACAUGUCUCUGGACGACUCACCCGAUAAGGAAGUCUCAAGCAUGUCCAACGUAUAUCGAAAGGUCAGCAAAAGAAAAUCUCCUGCCCCUUCGCCGGUCAAAUCCGAGUCCUCUUCCAUGCGACCACCAGCGGGAUUAUCUCCAGCCAAGAGAAAAUCUUCGUCGGAGAGCAUCUCGAAUAAGAAGAAUCGUGACCCAAAACCCGCCAAGUCGCAUAGUUCGGACUUCGAAGGCCGGGACAAGGCUAGCGACGUCGCUCAGCCUGUCAAGUCGGCUCCGCUCAUCAAUGCAACCCCAAAAGCUGUGCCCAUUCCUCGACCUCCUCCACCGAGGCCGUUUCCUCAGGCACCUACCAUGGCCAAGCCGAGACCACCGGAAGAGACCAUGUUCAUCAAGAAGAAGAAGAAGCCCAGACCAUCCUAAUCUCUCGCACGACGCAUGAGCAUUGCUAUUCGGCUCAUGCCACUCCAUCGCAUGAUCACACGCUUCAGUCAAAACAUCCACCCGAGCACAGACCCUGCACAUCGUAUCUGUAUGCAUUUAUGCAAGUUUCGAAUCAGUAUCUCCUCCUGGACUGUAUAGGUUCGCCUUAUCGUCCGCGCUCAAUCCACUGCCUUGACCGACUUUGCUCUUGAGACCUGCCUGUGCUUUUCGCUUUGCUCUGGCUUGC
Kockovaella imperatae is the source of this 6819-nucleotide messenger RNA. Its product is annotated as SEN1 N terminal-domain-containing protein. The record is from RefSeq and is a predicted model, not a curated record. Gene Ontology annotation, cellular component: nuclear body. The transcript has 12 exons. Gene Ontology annotation, molecular function: transcription termination site sequence-specific DNA binding; helicase activity. The coding region runs from base 138 to 6572 and encodes 2144 amino acids. Gene Ontology annotation, biological process: termination of RNA polymerase II transcription. NCBI's taxonomy places the organism in Eukaryota, Fungi, Basidiomycota, Tremellomycetes, Tremellales, Cuniculitremaceae.